Molecule: messenger RNA, 1322 nt
Organism: Pyrgilauda ruficollis (rufous-necked snowfinch)
Lineage: Eukaryota; Metazoa; Chordata; Aves; Passeriformes; Passeridae
Gene: ADPRM
Product: ADP-ribose/CDP-alcohol diphosphatase, manganese dependent
Exons: 3
Coding region: 1-957 (318 amino acids)
Molecular function (GO): manganese ion binding; 2',3'-cyclic-nucleotide 2'-phosphodiesterase activity; ADP-ribose diphosphatase activity
Source: RefSeq, a predicted model, not a curated record
AUGCAGGCUGCGCCGCGCCUCGCCUUCGGGGUCAUCGCUGACAUCCAGUUCGCGGACGCGGAGGACGGGUACGAUUUCGGCGGCUGCCGGCGGCGCUACUACCGGCACAGCCUGCGCUUGCUGCGGGAGGCGGUGCGGGAGUGGGCGGGCGAGAGCCCGCCGAUAGACUUGGUGCUGCAGCUGGGCGAUAGCAUCGACGGGCAGAACGCCCGGCGCGGCGAGGCCGAGAGCGCCUUGCAGCAGGUGCUGGAGGUCCUGGGGCAGCUCUCGGUGCCGGUGCACCACACGUGGGGCAACCACGAGCUCUACAACUUCAGCCGGGCCCGGCUGGUGCACACCGGGCUGUACAGCCGGCCCGCGGGGGGCUCGGACGGGCCCCCGGACAGGGAGUGCCACGCGUAUCACUGCAGCCCGGCCCCGCGGCUCCGCCUGGUCGUGCUCGACAGCUACGACGCGAGCACCCUGGGCACGGACCCCGGCAGCCUCCGCUACCAGGAAUCCCUGCGGCUGCUGCGGGAGAAGAACCCCAACGAGGAUCUCAACAGCCCCGAAGGGCUCAAAGAACCUUAUUUUGUAGCAUUUAAUGGAGGAUUUAGCCAAGCCCAGCUGGACUGGUUUGAUGGAGUCCUCAAGUUCUCUGAUGAAAACCAGGAAAAAGUUAUAGUUAUGGCCCACGUGCCCAUCCAUCCCUGUGCUUCCAACGGGGUUUGCCUGGCCUGGAAUUACGAGGCUGCCCUGUCAGUGAUACAUGCACACAGGUGUGUGGUCUGUGUCCUCGCUGGGCACCUGCACGACGGCGCCUACUGCCUGGACUCUCACGGAGUUCAUCACCUCACCCUGGAGGGGCUCAUCGAGACGCCCCCCGACAGCAACGCUUUUGGAACUGUUCAUGUCUAUGAAGAUAAAAUGGUACUAAAGGGAAGGGGCAGAAUUCCUGACAGAGUUAUGCAGUUCUGAAAUACCGGGCAAAUAUUGAUUGUUCUUCUUCAGGAAGGACUUGGACAAAAAUGUAGAUUCAGCUGUUUGCUUUUAGAAAGCUGUGCAUGGCUGAUCCUUAUUGCUUUAGCUCAGGCGUUUUUCUCUUGGAUACAGAAUUUUAGAAAUUGUGUUUCUGUAAGAGAGCACCUGACUUCUUUUUGGAGAACAGAGAAGGCCAGUAAUUUAAAUAAAUAUACUGGAAUGGAGAAUGUUCAUUUCAAACACCCAAUCCAGACUGGAUUGCUGCUGUGAAAAGAUGCAAACCAUAUAAAGAAUAUUGCUCAAAAAAAGCCCUAAUGCUGUUCUCUCCGUGAGCAUUAAAGCAUGCAGAGUUGUACCUGCCC